Aspergillus uvarum CBS 121591 is the source of this 1338-nucleotide messenger RNA. Its product is annotated as NAD(P)-dependent alcohol dehydrogenase. Bases 134 to 1258 code for a protein of 374 amino acids. Gene Ontology annotation, biological process: alcohol metabolic process. NCBI's taxonomy places the organism in Eukaryota, Fungi, Ascomycota, Eurotiomycetes, Eurotiales, Aspergillaceae. Gene Ontology annotation, molecular function: zinc ion binding; alcohol dehydrogenase (NADP+) activity. The transcript has a single exon. The record is from RefSeq and is a predicted model, not a curated record.
AGAAAAUUCAAAAGAGGAAGACUGCGUUGCCUUUCCUCGUGUUUGAAUUCUUCUUUCAUUUCCUGCGCAGAACCCACCUCCAAGGAAGAUUCCUCCAAGUAAAACCCCGCGUCUCCGACCAACCUCUCUCGAAAUGCCCCCGCAUCCCGACCAAUUCCACGGCUGGGUCUCGCAUUCGCCCACCGAGCCCCUCGCCUUCACGACCUUCACAGCCAAACCAUUCGACCCCACCGACCUCGAGAUCCAGGUCACCCACUGCGGGAUCUGCGGCACCGAUGUGCACACUCUCCGUUCCGGCUGGGGCCCGUCCGACUACCCGUGCGUCGUCGGCCACGAGAUCGUCGGCCUCAUCACGCGCCUGGGUGCCUCAGUGCCGUCCCUGCCCGCCCCAUACUCGGCCUUCCAGCUCGGCGACCGCGUGGGCGUAGGCGCCCAGAUCUUGGCCUGUCUAGGCGCCGACUGCGACGCCUGCAGCACCGGCCAAGAGAACUACUGCCCGCGGAUCACUGGCACCUACAACGACCGCUUCUGGGACGCGGGCUUCCAGCAGAAGACCGCCGUCAAGACCAUGGGCGGGUUCGCGCGCACCUGGCGCGGGCCGGCCCAGUUCGUGUUCAAGAUCCCCGACGGGCUGUCCUCGGCGCAUGCGGCGCCGUUGCUCUGCGCGGGGGCGACCGUCUUCACGCCGCUGCGGAAGUACGGCGCGGGAGCCGGGAAGCGCGUCGGCGUCGUGGGCAUCGGCGGCCUGGGCCACCUGGGGCUGCUGUUUGCGAAGGCCAUGGGCUGCGAGCGGGUGGUCGCGAUCUCGCGGUCCGCGGCCAAGAGGAAGGAUGCGGUCGAGGGGCUCGGGGCUGAUGGGUUCAUCGCGACGGGCGAGGAGGAGGGCUGGGCCAAGAAGUACGAGCGGACGCUGGACCUGAUUAUCUGUACGGUGGACGGGGACGAUAUGCCGCUGGCGCGAUAUCUGAGGCUGCUGCGCGUCGGGGGCACGUUCGUCCAGGUGGGGGCCCCCGAGAAGCCACUGCCUCAGUUGCCGGCCUGGUCGUUUAUUCAAAAGGGCAUCAAGCUGGCGGGGUCGAAUAUUGGGUCGCGCGAGGAUAUCCGGGCGAUGCUGGAGUUGGCGGCGCAGAAGAACGUGUUGCCCUGGAUUGAGAAACGGCCGAUGGAAGAGGUGAAUGUCGCGUUGAGAGACAUGGAUGCGGGAAGAGCGAGGUACAGGUAUGUCUUGGAAAAUGGAGAGCCGGACAGUAAACUGUAGCAGGUAAAGAUAGCCAAUAGACCAGGGCUGCUGCCCCAUGUGGAUAAAAAUACGAGCUAAACGAAGGGACCGAGAUGUAG